This is a messenger RNA of Pyrus x bretschneideri (Chinese white pear), 1050 nucleotides long. Its product is annotated as protein CASPARIAN STRIP INTEGRITY FACTOR 1-like. The coding region runs from base 442 to 777 and encodes 111 amino acids. The record is from RefSeq and is a predicted model, not a curated record. The transcript has 3 exons. Lineage: Eukaryota; Viridiplantae; Streptophyta; Magnoliopsida; Rosales; Rosaceae.
UUCUUUUUUUUUUUUUUUUUUUCGAAAGUCUUUGAUUGUACUGUUAAAAUUUUUAUAAACAGAAAUGUGUUAUUUUGAUUGCAAAGUUAGAAAGAAAGUUUUGCCAAGACAAUUAGGGGUUUUAUGAUAAUUUCCACUGAGGGUCAUACAUUAAGUACUAUUCUGUUAAUUAACUAUAUAAGUCCACUAACUUGUUAGACUUAGUGCCCCAACAAAAGAAAAGUGGUCUAUGUCACCUUUUCAUUACAAUUCAAAACUAAAAAGUGUAAAGCUUUGAUUAAUUUAUAAUUAACUGUCAAUUUUCUGUUUAUCUCUAAGAAUUCCCAAUUUUCUGUUUCUCUCUAAGAAAUCCUCUCAAGUAGAUUUAACGUUCCUUUACAUUACAUUAUAGGUAUAUAGGAAGCACAUAUCAUUUGGUCCAUUAAAAUUCUUUGAACUUGAAUGAGAGUAGAGACCCUCAGAAAGAAACAAGAUCCAACAACAAAGUUGCCUAACAACAUGGCUUUCAUGUUCCUCAAGAAGUUCAGCAUCCUCUUUCUUCUGAUUUCAGCAUCAUUUUUCUCAUCCUCUUUCGCAGCAGGUCGAAAAUCGAAGUUUGUCAACAAGUUGGCCAAAGAAGUGGAUGCAAACACAGAGGAAAUGUUAGGGAAGCCAUUGAACCACGAAGAAGUAGCUAGAAUCCAUGAAAGGCUUCUUAGAGCUAACACCAAAGACUAUGGACGAUAUGAUCCAGCACCUGCUCUUGUUAAGCCUCCUUUCAAGCUCAUUCCCAACUGAGAUGAUCGUGAUGGUUUAGCGUUUUAGCCUUCGGCGUUUGCAGUCGGAUUAGUGACUUAAUUAUAUUAAUUAAAUAAAUGAAGUAGCUUCUGUGUACCCACUACUAUAAAAGAAAUCCUAGCUAGUGUAAUUAUGUGAGAUAUAUAUAGACAUAUAUACUAAGUUUUAAAGUGUAAUAUUGUAUUUUAAUUAAGUCAUAUGAAGAAUGAUGUUUAUGCGUGUAGGGCAUUUAGUUUCACCUAUAUAUGUCUGCAUGAACUGAAUAAUGACCAA